GGAAACGCGAUUUUCAUCCAAGCUAACUUUCCAGCGCUUCUCUGUCUGCAGCGAGCAGGUGUGAAGUGGACCCAAAACAAAGCCUAAACCUUCCUUACACUGCUCGUGUGUUUUACCUGGAACUCAUGAUGGAUCUCCCGCUCGUCCAGUGGCAGGAACAUGUGGCUCAGAGAUGGAGCGGACUCGAUCCUGAGCUGAAGGAAAAGUUUACAUCUCUGCACGAAGUCGAUGAUGUUUUCAAAUGUAGCCUCACUCUGACAACCCAGGAUGAUGUGGACUUCCUGCAGUCCAUCUCUGCAGGACACUCUGUGCAGAAGGAUGCAGAACAAGCAGCCAAAUGCAGAGAGAGAGGAAACUGCAGCUUCAAGAGCAGAGACUACACUGCAGCUGCUCUGCACUAUUCACAGGGCCUGUGUUUGUCUCCUCUCAGUUCCAAGCAGCUGUCUCUGUGCUACGCCAACCGCUCUGCUGCUCUCUGCCACCUGCAGCUCUACCAGGACUCCCUAGAUGACAUUGACAGAGCGUUAAAGAACAACUAUCCUUCACAUCUUUCACACAAACUCGAGGACCGGCGCACACAGUGCCUGAAGCACCUCUCUGAGGGUCAAAGGUCAAGAGAGGAUCAUCACAGUCCUGCCACAAAGAAUCAGAGCCACCCUCAUGGAAUAAAAAGGGCAUCUGCUGGACCUCUCACAUUUGGGAUUUGUCCUGAAGCUGCUGUUUGCUUCAGCGCAGAGAAAGGGCGCCACCUUGUGGCUGCAGAGAGAAUAGCAGCCGGGGAGGUGAUUCUUCAUGACAGGCCGUACAGCUGCGUGCUCAUACCGGGGAUGGAGGAGGUGGAGGGGAGGAGAGGGAGGCAGGAGGCAGAGAGAGGAAUGGAGCACCGGCGCUGUCACAGGUGUCUGACUGAAACGCUGCAUCCUGUUCCGUGUGACGGCUGCAGCUACAGUCGCUACUGUUCAAAUUCCUGUCAGAGAGAUGCCUGGGAGGAGCAUCACCGCUGGGAGUGUCCCCUUGGAGCAGAGCUGAUCGUGACGGGUGUGAUGUCACAGCUCGCUCUGAGGGUGACACUAAAGGCGGGGUUAAAGAAAGUUCAAAUGGCCAGGGAGCCAAUCCAAGAAGAGCAUGGUGACUCCUGUCCAUGUCAUUUACACUACGGGGACUCUUACCUGAGUGUUUUCCACUUACAGCACCACCUGAGUCACCACAGCCCUGGUGUGCGUUUCCUGUGUGCGCUGACCGUAGCAGCUCUUUACCUAAAGCUCAGCAGGGCAGGACCACCUUCAUCCUGGGAACUAAGCAGAACCUCAGAGACGGACAGCCAAUCACAGGACCAGGAGGGAGGUACAGCAGAGUGGUGCUCGGAGCUGUGGCUUCUGGGAAGUGCAGUUCUGAGGCACAUGCUGCAGCUGAGGUGUAACGCUCAGGCCUUCGUCACGCUGCAGCACACAGGAGCAGCAAACUCACUGGUGCAGUCCAGCAGAGAAAUCCGCAUUGCUACGGCAAUAUUCCCAACUCUCAGCCUUCUGAACCACUCCUGCUGUCCCAACACCAGUCUGGUGUUCAGCACUGGGACCAGUGAGGCUGCAGACUGCAGUGACACUGUGGCUGAGAGCAGCAGUACAGAUCGUGGAGUCACUGUGACUGUCAGAGCAGCUAAAGCAAUCUCUCCUGGACAAGAGAUCCUGCACUGUUAUGGUCCUCACAGCAGCAGGAUGGCGACCCAGGAACGUCAGCGUCUCCUGCAGGAACAGUACUACUUCCUGUGUCAGUGCGAGGCCUGCACUCUGCAGCAACAGCAGGAGGAGGAGGGCUCAGAGGCUGGAGGCAGUAAACAGUCUGGACUUCUGUGUGGCAAGUGCAAAGGAUCUCUCAAAAAAUGCAGAGAGGACAGAGGAUUCUUAUGUUCGCAGGCAUCCUGUGGUCAUCGUCUGUCUUCAUUUGAAGUGAGUCGGCAGCUGCAGGAGAUCAGGGUCGACCUGGAGAAGGCUGUGGACCUCAUGGAGAGAGAGAGGCCAGAUGAGGUCCUGAGGCUGCUGAGAAGGACCCAGAGUCCGUCUGGACUCAUCCUUGCAGAGACACAUCCAGUUCAGGGGGAGCUGGAAGAUGCCACGGCCAGAGCUUAUGCUACAAUGGGUGACUGGAAGAAUGCUGCCUCCCAUCUGGAGAGAAGUGCUGCAGCUGUUGGCUCCCAGUACGGAGAAGACAGUAUUGAACUGGGUCGACAACUCUUCAAAUUAGCUCAGCUACACUUUAAUGGUGGUGCCAGAGGCUCGGCCCUCUCUGUCAUCCCCAAGGUCAGACGGCUGCUCUGCCUCCACAGCGGCCCUCUCUGUCACGAACUACAGGAGCUGCAAGCCAUGGAGGACUGUCUGCGAGGGUACAGCAGGGUGUAAACACACAACAAGACAUAAAACCUUAAAAUAUAAUUUUAAACUGGGUCAAAGUGAUUA
Molecule: messenger RNA, 2453 nt
Organism: Centropristis striata (black sea bass)
Lineage: Eukaryota; Metazoa; Chordata; Actinopteri; Perciformes; Serranidae
Gene: smyd4
Product: SET and MYND domain containing 4
Exons: 10
Coding region: 126-2396 (756 amino acids)
Molecular function (GO): protein binding
Source: RefSeq, a predicted model, not a curated record